This is a messenger RNA of Terrapene triunguis (Three-toed box turtle), 335 nucleotides long. Its product is annotated as gamma-crystallin E-like. Lineage: Eukaryota; Metazoa; Chordata; Testudines; Emydidae. The annotation marks the transcript as partial. Gene Ontology annotation, molecular function: structural constituent of eye lens. Gene Ontology annotation, biological process: lens development in camera-type eye; visual perception. The record is from RefSeq and is a predicted model, not a curated record. The transcript has a single exon.
CACAGGGGCACGCACCUACAGGAUAAAGAUCUAUGAGAAGGAGAAUCACAGAGGCAACAUGGUAGAGUUAACCGAGGACUCUCCGCAAGUCAUGGACCAGCUACGCUCCCCCGAGAUGCUCUCUUGUUCUGUGCUGGAGGGGUACUGGAUCCUUUACGAAUUGCCGAAUUACAGAGGCCGCCAAUACCUGCUGAGGCCAGGGCAGUACAGGAGAUUCAGCGAGUGGGGCUCUAUGAGUGGCAAAGUUGGCUCUUUGAGACGUGCCACUGAUCUCUACUGAAUCAAGACGCCUUUUGUCUGGAAGGAUCUCAAUGAAUAAAAUGCUUUAACCACCA